Molecule: messenger RNA, 2514 nt
Organism: Thamnophis elegans (Western terrestrial garter snake)
Lineage: Eukaryota; Metazoa; Chordata; Lepidosauria; Squamata; Natricidae
Gene: TMPRSS7
Product: transmembrane serine protease 7
Biological process (GO): proteolysis
Cellular component (GO): plasma membrane
Molecular function (GO): serine-type endopeptidase activity; protein binding
Source: RefSeq, a predicted model, not a curated record
AUGGAUGAUCAAAGAAGUGACAGAUCUAUUAACCCAGAAGAUGAAUUAAGCGUAUCAAACAUAUCAGUUCAAAGAUCAGAUUCUGAAGAAAAGUGGGAAAGACUCACAAAAAAACUCAACAAGACAUCAAAAUCCAAAAGGAAAGCUAAAAGGGACAAGUCUGCCUGGAAUUUUCAAAAUAAAAUAAUCUUGUUUACAGUAGUCCUCUUCAUUAUCAGUGUAAUAAGUUGGACAUUAUUGUGGCUUUUUAUAGUUGAGGCAGAAAACAAAGAUGCUUUGUAUUUUGUUGGACUAUUUCGUGUUGCCAACAUUGAAUUUCUUCCAGAAUAUCGGCAGAAAGAAUCUAGGGAGUUCCUUUCAGUAGCACAGAAUGUGCAGCAAGUGAUGAAUCUGGUGUAUACCAAAUCUGCUUUCUCAAAAUUUUACAAGCAAUCCAUUGUCUCCGAUGUCAGCAAUAACAACAAUGGGGGACUUCUUGUCCAUUUCUGGAUUGUGUUUGUGGUACCACAAGCGAAAGGCCAAAUAUUUUGUGAAGACUGUGUUGCAGCUAUUUUAAGAAAUUCAAUUCACACAAGCAUCACCAAUCGAACCUCAGUAGGGAGUCUUCAAGGCCUUGCAGUGGAUAUGGAUUCCAUUGUGCUCAGUGUUGGGCUUCGAUCGGAUUACUCUUCAACAACAGGAACAGGUGCAAACUGUAUCUAUGAUCUGCAUGCAGAUCACUUGCAUCAGCAUUUUCCACUGGACGUUUUGGAAACAUCAGGAAGGAUGAUCUGUUAUUUUAAACUGAUUGCGUUGGUUGGCUACUUAAUUCGCCUUUCUAUAGCAUCCAUUCGGAUUGAAGCAGACAACUGUAUUAGUGAUUCAUUGACCAUUUACGACUCCCUAAUGCCAAUAAAGAGUAAGAUAUUAUAUCGAAUAUGUGAACCUUCCAAUUCAUUGAUAUCUUUUGUUUCUACAAAUAAUAUGAUGUUAGUUAUGCUGAAGUCCGCACAAGUUAGGCAAAUGAAGGAAUUUCAUGGCUAUUUUGAGAUGAUUCCACAAGAAAAAUGUGGAAAUACUGUAUUGGCAUUAGGAAGUACCGGAUUUGAAGGGCAAAUCCUAAGUCCCUAUUAUCCCAACUAUUAUCCUCCAAAAUGUAUUUGCAUGUGGACUUUUCAGGCACCUCAGAAGAACUUUGGUAUUGCACUGCUGUUUCAUAAUUAUAUGAUCAGUGAAAAAAACAUUAAAGGCUGUGAACAUGGAUGGUGGAAAAUUAAUGAGCUAAUGUAUUGUGGCUAUUACAUCGAUCAUCAAACAAUAUUCCGUGUGGCAAACUUGGUGGUUAACAUGGAAUUUCAAGUGCAGCUCCAGCUUUCUGAACAGCCCUUUCUUGUGGAAUAUGGGAGUUACAAUAUCAGCCAGCCUUGUCCACUUGCUUUUGAAUGCCACAGUGGGUUAUGUAUCCAACAAAUUCAGCUUUGUGAUGGAAUCAAUGACUGCUUCGAUGAAAGUGACGAACUGUUUGUGACAUUUCACCCCCAAAAUUGUAGUAGCAACCUCUUAACACAGCAUCAUUCUUUUGUCUGUGAUGGAAUAAAUAACUGUAAGAGUGGUCAGGAUGAAUUACAUUGCACAGAAAGCAUUCCCUGUACCAGCAAUACUUUUAAAUGCAACAAUGGGAUUUGCUUCAGGAAACAAAAUGCACGGUGUGAUGGAAUCUUGGACUGCCUUGAUCGAAGUGAUGAAAACAACUGUAGCUGUGGCAAUACAAGAUACAGCAACACUCACAACCGGAUUGUGGGGGGUUCUGAGACCCACGAAGGAGAAUGGCCCUGGCAAGCCAGCUUGCAUUUUGCUGGGAGUGCUUAUUGUGGAGCCUCUGUGAUAUCAAAGGAGUGGCUUCUCUCUGCCGCCCAUUGUUUCAGGGGAACAGGUAAGUUAUCAGAUCCUAGAAUUUGGACAGCUUACUUGGGAAUGCACACAAAAGGAAAAGCCAAAUUUGUCUCCACCUUGAAGAGAAUCAUUGUCCAUGAAUAUUAUAACAGUCAAAAUUAUGAUUAUGACAUUGCUCUGGUACAAUUAAACCCAUGGCUUGAAAUAAUGAGAUGGUCAGUUGGGCCAAUAUGCUUACCUCCCACCAUGCACAAUGUGCAUACUGGAGAAAAAUGCUGGGUAACAGGCUGGGGACAGAAGCAGGAAACAAGUAAUUUUUCCUCGAUCCAGAUGAUGACACACCAACCAAUUUUACAGAAAGCAGAGGUGGAAAUUGUGGAUCAGACAGUUUGUCAUUCAAACAUAUGGACUUAUCACAAGUCGCAAUGCUGGUGUGCUGGAAUAAUGUCUGGAAAAAGGGAUAGCUGCAAAGGAGACUCUGGAGGACCUCUAUCAUGUCGAAAUAAAGGUGACGGAAAAUUUUUGAUGGGAAUUGUUAGUUGGGGCUAUGGUUGUGGAAGACCCAAUUUCCCAGGAGUAUAUACAAGAGUGUCAAAAUUUGCUACAUGGAUACAAAAAUACAUGCCUUCAGUUUUUAGCUAG